AUGGGGAAGACGUCAGUCAGCACCGGCGACACGUCCACCGCCUUCACGUUCGUCUACCCGAAGCGGCCGUCUCCCGACCAGCGGGCGUUCAUCCAGCGGGUGGUGGACGCGGUGGACCAGCGGGCCGCGGCGCCACCGCCAACAAGUGGCGGCGCGGCGAUGGGCGCCGACGGCGGCUUGGCGGAGGUGCUCGACUUUGGCAGCUUCGCGCGGUACUUCGUGCUGCAGGAGCUCGCGGUGGACAUCGACGGCUACGCCUUCUCCGACUACGUCGCCGUCAGGGGCGGCAGGCUUGAGCACGCCGCUCCUUGGGACUACGACCUGGCCUUCAACUUCGAGUGCAGGCCCCUGUACUUCAACAACGCCUACACGGGGGAGAACUCCGCUAACAGCACCGGCGGCUGGAAUGUGGAGAACGUACGCGACAGCGCCAAUUGGUUCGGGCCGAUGGGUGACUCGGGGGGCAGCGUCAAGUAUUUCGGCACGAACAGGAGGCAGCUCUUCCUGAAUAUCUGGGGCCAGCCCUCCUUCAGGGAAGCGUUCGUGGACGCAUGGAGAGAGGCACGCAGAGGGGCACUCACAGACGAGGCUUUGAUGAGCAUGGUGGAGGGUCACGCAGCGCAAAUCGAGCCCGCCGCGCAACACGACAUUCGCUUGUGGAGCAAUUCGGAGCGCUGUGCCUUUUUCGAGUGCUGCCACCCAGAGGACAAGACGGAUUUUCGUUCCGCAACGCUCCACCUGAAGCAGCAUUUGCUGUCACGUGCGCGGUGGAUUGACUCUCACGUUGCCAGGCUGCUCUGA
Molecule: messenger RNA, 801 nt
Organism: Prorocentrum cordatum
Lineage: Eukaryota; Dinophyceae; Prorocentrales; Prorocentraceae
Source: the annotation of a GenBank genome assembly